This is a messenger RNA of Conger conger (European conger), 10015 nucleotides long. RefSeq names its product insulin-like growth factor 2 receptor (gene igf2r). Lineage: Eukaryota; Metazoa; Chordata; Actinopteri; Anguilliformes; Congridae. Gene Ontology annotation, molecular function: D-mannose binding; insulin-like growth factor binding; signaling receptor activity. Gene Ontology annotation, cellular component: plasma membrane; trans-Golgi network; late endosome. Bases 66 to 7517 code for a protein of 2483 amino acids. The record is from RefSeq and is a predicted model, not a curated record. Gene Ontology annotation, biological process: lysosomal transport. The transcript has 48 exons.
UUCCUGCUAUCGGAGGACUUGCUGUAUCAUGUCGGACACAGAGCUCUAAACACUGGUAGAAAAAUAUGGGUUCACCGUGCAAGUGCAUCCCAGUGCCUUGCCAAAUUGCCUUACUGGCUGGGAUUAUAACUAUACUUACAUUGAUGUCCAGUACAGCCGACGCCGAUGAUAGUCUUUGGUACCAAGAUCUGUGCAGCUACAAAUGGGAGGCCAGAGACGAUGACAACAAAGUGAACUACACUCUGAAGCUCUGCGACUCCUCGCCUAAAACAGCGUGUGGGUCAGGGAGUGCUGUCUGCGCCUAUGACCUCACAAGCAAGACGUCGCUUUCAGUGGGUGACCAGUCCCAGAGGAGUGUGUCCCCGAGUGUACUGGAUUUCAGUAGUUCUCAGAAAUGUCCUGAUAGCAGCACCGGCAGCAGUAAUGUGCAGAGCAGCAUCAGUUUCCAGUGUGGAAAGACCAUGGGGACUCCAGAGUUUGUGACGGUGUCUAAAUGUGUGCACUACUUUGAAUGGAGGACAUACGUGGCCUGCCGGAAGGACAAGUUCAAGCCUCACAAAGAGGUGCCCUGCUAUGUGUUCGACGAAGAUGGAAAAAAGCAUGACUUAAACCCACUGAUUAAGCUGACUGGAGGUUACCUGGUUGAUGACUCGAAGGAUGACAUAUCUCUGUACAUAAACGUGUGUCGAAGCAUCUCCUCAUUGGACCCGCCCUGUCCUGAGGGGUCAGCCGCCUGUCUGGUCACCAGCAAAGGCACCUUCGACGUGGGACGUCCCACGAAGGAGCUGCAGCCCUCGUCCGCUGACGGAUUGAUCCUGAGCUAUGAUGGAGACCCUGGACACAAGCCAGACUUCUGCGGAGAACACACCCCUGCAGUGAAGGCCAGCUUCAUCUGUCCGUCACAGCGGCAGCAGGGCAGCAACCCCAAGAUGAUUGCGGAUGAGAACUGCCGCUAUGAGAUCGAGUGGGUGACCGAGUACGCCUGCCACAGGGACUACCUGGAGAGCCACAACUGCACCCUGACGAGCGAGCAGCACGACAUCUCCAUCGACCUGAGGCACCUCACCCUGGGGAGUUCUGAGCAAUCGUACUAUGCGGUGGCUAAGGGCAGCGAUGGGAAGGACAGCUACGUGUAUUACAUGAACGUGUGCGGGGAGAUCUCGGUCAGCGGCUGUACAGACCGGGCAGGUCACGUCGCAGCCUGCCAGGCAAAGGAAACGGGGGACGUCUUCAAAAUCGCCGGCCGAUACACCAAUCAAACGCUGAGGUACUCUGACGGUGACCUUACUCUCAUCUACCCCGGGGGCAGUAUCUGCAGCUCAGGCUUCCAGCGUAUGACCAUCAUUAACUUUGAGUGCAACAAGACAGCCGGUAACGACGGGAAGGGGUCUCCAGUCUUCACGGGCGAGACCGACUGCACAUACUACUUUGACUGGCAAACGGCGUACGCCUGUGUCAAGGAGGAGGAGGAUCUUCUCUGCCGCGUCCAGUCUGGCAAGAAGCACUACGACCUUUCGCCCUUGACUCGAUACUCCACAAUGCCAGACCCGCUCCAGAACUGGGAAGCGGUGGACGGCAGUGCUCAAGACGGAAGGCGCGUUUACAUGAACGUCUGUCACAAAGUCCUCCGGCAGGGGCCGACAGCGGGUUGCCCAGAGGAGGCUGCUAUCUGUGCCGUGGAAAAAGAAAAGACCCUCAGCUUGGGGAAGUUCCUCUCUCCACCGAGGAUGGAUCAGAACAACAUCCGUCUGACGUACACGGAGGGGGACACGUGCCGGGGCAAGAACAGGAUCCAGACCAUCGUCACGCUGAUCUGCAGACCCGGGGACCUGGAGAGCGCUCCUGUGAUGAAGAGCGUCUCCAGCAACGGCUGCGUGUACGAGUUCGAGUGGCACACCGCGGCCGCCUGCGUCCUGUCCAAGACCGAGGGGGUCAACUGCACGGUGGAGGACCCCCUGGCAGAGUUCUCCUUUGACCUCUCCCCCCUGACCAAGCAGAAGGCCUCAUACAACGUGUCGAGCGGAGACUAUAACUACUUCCUCAAUGUCUGCGGUGCCGUAACCGCAGACAAGUGUCAGGAUAAGGCAGGAGCCUGUCAGGUGGACAGUAGCGGCAACGCCUGGAGUCUGGGGGAGUUCAACUCCAAGCUGUCCUACUACGACGGGAUGAUCCAGCUCUCCUACCAGAACGGGUCCAAGUACAACAACAAGCAGCAGACCCAGCGCUCCACACUCAUCUCCUUCCUGUGUGACCGCGAGGCCGGGGCCGGAAAACCCGAGUACCAGGUAGAAGACAUCUACACUUACAACUUCAAGUGGUACACGUCAUACGCCUGCCCAGAGCGGCCGCAGGAGUGUGUGGUGACUGACCCCAACUCCCUGCAGCAGUACGACUUAUCCAGCCUCACCCGGUCGGAGAGGAGCGGGGGUAAGAACUGGAUAGCCAUGGACGUGUCUGUCCCCAGCAACCUGAGGAAGUACUACAUCAACGUGUGCCGUCCCAUCAACCCCGUGACUGGCUGUGACAGACUCGCCUCUGUCUGUGAGAUGAAAUACGUGCCCCAGGAGGGCGGUGUGACGGAGGCGGUGUCGAUCAGCAACAUGGGCGUGGCCCAGAGAGGACCCGUCAUUGAGAGCGAGGGCCGACUCCUGCUGGAGUAUACGGGUGGCUCCACCUGCGUCUCGGACAGAGGGACCACCCCCUACACCACCCUCAUCCACCUGGUCUGCAGCAAGCAUGCCGUGUCCGGACCCCGUUACAUCAUGAGCCAGAACUGCACCUCCAUCUUCCUGUGGCACACAGAUGCAGCGUGUCCCAUCUCACGCACUGAAGAUGAUAAAAAUACCUGCUCUGUUAAGGACCCCAACACAGGAUUUGAGUAUAACCUGCUUCCCCUACGAAAUGCGAAUGGCUACACAGCGAAGGGAAAUGGGAAGACUUUCUUGUUGAAUAUCUGCGGCCCGGUAGCCCAGUGUGGUCCAGACCAGGCUGGAUGCGAGAUGGAGAAUGGGAAGCCUGUGGGCCCCGUGGGAGUGGAGAAGUCACUGCAGUUCUCCACGGACGGCGUGCUCACACUUACCUACAAAGGGGCCUUGGACACACCCACAGGCACCAGGAACACUUUCAUCAUCAGUCUGGUGUGCGAUCUGGACAACAGCAACAGCCUUCGGCUGCUCCCGGAAGGGAUUGCCAGCCAUGUCCCCCACGACGUCUUCUUCGAGUUCAAGACCGCCCUGGCUUGCCCAGUGGCCCCCGUCGACUGUCAGCUCACUGAUUCUCAGGGUAGGGAGUAUGACCUCAGUGACCUCACCAGAGACGAUCGCCCUUGGGAGGCCAUCGACACGUCGGCUCAGGCGAAGACCAGGAGUUUCUACAUAAACGUGUGCAAACCCCUGCCCCCGGUCCCGGGUUGCCCUGGGGGCGCUCUGGGCACCUGUGGCAUUAUCGACGGCAAGGGCGUGAACCUGGGCUACGUUCAGUCCAACCCCCAGGCUGCCGCGGACGGUUCCAUCAGCAUCGCCUACGGCAACGGGGACAAGUGCGGGGAGAGCCGCUACUCCACCCGAAUCAUCUUCCAGUGUGACGACAGCCCCGGCUCCCCGAUGUUCACUCAGCAGGAUGGCUGCGAGUACGUCUUCACCUGGAGGACCUCGGAAGCCUGCCCCGUCCACAGAGUCCAGGGUGACAACUGUGUAGUCCGAGACCCCCGAAGUGGCUACACGUUCGACCUGACGUCCCUCUCCGGGAAGGACUACAAGGUGAAGAGCCAGCAGUACGAGUACCAGUUCGCCGUCUGCGGCUCCCUCAAAGAGAAGAUAUGCACCCACAAGGACACAGGAAACGUGUCUUCCUGCCAGGUGGAAGGGAGCACUCACAGGAUAGCGGGUCUCGCCACACAGACUCUGACCUACAACGACGGGCUCAUAACGAUCAACUACACCCAUGGGGAGACCUGCCACAAGAUAUACGAGCGGUCCACUGCGAUUCUCUUCACCUGUGACCACAGCAAGGGCACGGGGGAGCCACAGUUCAUCAAGGAAACCACCGACUGCACCUACCUUUUUGAAUGGAACACCGCGCUGGCCUGUCUCCCCUUCAAAACAACCAGCUGUUCCUUCAAAGACGAUGAAGGCAACUCCUAUGACCUCUCGCCUCUGUCCAUGCCCCGUAGUAACUGGGCAGUCGAUUCGCAGAUGGGGAACAAGGAGCAGCGAUAUUACAUCAACGUAUGCAAGUCUUUGGUGCCACAAGCUGGAUCCUGGAACUGCCCAUCCAGCUCUGCUUCGUGUCUGAAGAGCGGAGACCAGUACGUGAGUCUGGGGGAGGCAGAGUCCGCGCCCCACCUGGAGAGGGACGUCCUGGUUCUGAAGUACACCGACGGAGACAAGUGUCCCAACGGGCAGAGGAACCGGACCACCAUCUUACGCUUCAAGUGUGACAAGGACAAAGUGGACUCCAGUCCCACCCUGAUCACAGCGCUGGAGGACUGCGUCUACACCUUCAUGUGGUUCACCGCCGCCGCCUGCCCGCUCAAGAGCAGCGAGCACGGGGACUGUCGGGUCAGCAACCCGGUAACGGGGCACCUCUUUGACCUGAGCAGCCUGAGGAAAGAGGGAGGCUACACGGUCCACGACCUCGUCGACCGGCAGAAGAUGUAUCGGUUGAACAUAUGUGGCGAAGCGACAAACCUCGGAUGUGAAAAGGGGACAGGCGUCUGCAUCAAAGACCGGCAGUCCGCCAUAAACGGCGGGAGGUUCUCGCAGACGCUCACCUACCGGGACCAGGUGGUGCAGCUCACUUAUGAGGGCGGAAACGUAUGCCCGGCCAACGGCACCCUGCGGCACAAGAGCGUCUUCAGCUUCGUCUGCAGGUCUGAAGGUUCGGCCGGGGAAGGCCCGGUCCUGGUGGACACAGACGAGGACAAUUGCAUCCACUUCUUCUCCUGGCACACCCCGCUCGUCUGCGAGCAGCAGGUCAACUGCUCAGUCUCCAACGGGACCUCCCUCAUUGACCUCACCCCUCUCAUUCACAAAACGGGCUACUACACUGCCACGGAUGAGGACCUGUCUGAGGACCUGUCCAAAGACCCCUCCCCUGACUUCUACAUCAACAUUUGCCAGCCGCUGAACCCCAUCCCAGGGGUAACGUGUCCCCCAGGGUCAGCCGUGUGCAUGGACCCCGACAAGGGGCCCCCCAUCGAUAUUGGCCGAAUCACGUCCCCUCCGCAGAUCAACGAAGCCAUCAACGAGGUGUACAUAUCGUUCAGCAGCACCACCCCCUGCCCCACGAACUCCUCCAUGAAUUACAGCUCUCUGAUCGUUUUCAGCUGCAAGAGAGGCACAGAGCUGGGCUCGCCAUGGAUGAUCAGGAAGUCAAACUGCCUCUACGUGUUUGAGUGGGCCACCCCACUGGUGUGUCCAGACUCCGUCACCACCAAGGACUGCACCCUGACCGAUGCUCGGCUGCAGUACACCUUCAGCCUGUCCCCUCUGUCUGGGGUCAUCCAACAGGUGACCUCCGACUCCGGCCACUACAGUAUCAACGUGUGCGGGGAGGUGACGGACCCCGGCUGCCAGGGCAGUGCUGUGUGCCUGGUGACGGCCACCUCCAGCACGUCGUUCGGGAACAGCAAGGCCAUGACCAUGAACUACCGGCACGAGGACGAAGCCGUGAUUAUGCGCUAUGGCAGCGGAGACCCCUGCCUUCCAGUGACGGCAGAUGGGGAUGUCUGCUUCUUCCCAUUCAAAUAUAUGGGGACUUCGUACUCGGAGUGCACCAAGGUGGGCAGGACAGACGGGAAGCUCUGGUGCUCCACCACCAGUGACUACGACAAGGACGUGAAGUGGGGGUUUUGUCAGGAAGUCAAAGUGAAGAGGCAGUCCUCCAUCCUGUUCACCUGCGACCACCAGGCAGGCCGGGGGGUCCCCAAGCUGCUGAGCGAGACCCAGGGCUGUGCCUCCUCCUUCCAGUGGCCCACCAACGCCGUGUGUCCGCCCAGGAAGAUGGAGUGCCGGCUGGUGCACCAGCACCAGACCUACAACCUGCGGACCCUCUCCUCACUCACCUCCCCCUGGAAGUUCAGCCACGGCGGAGUCAAUUACUUCAUGAAUCUGUGCCAGGGAAUCCAAGGGGGCCCGAGGAACUGUCCCGAGGAUGCCAGCGUGUGCCGCCAGAAGCAGGGCGGGCCCACGCAGACCCUGGGUCGUGUUCACACCCAGACCAUGGGCUUCACAGACGGGAAGAUCAUGGUGAACUACACCAAGGGGGACGCAGCCUGUGGGAACAGCAUCUUGGCCAAAACGGUCAUUCAGCUGACCUGCGGGACCACGGUGGGAAGCCCCAAACUUGUACGGGUGGAUGAGGCAGCAUGUGAGUUCUGGCUGGAGUGGGAGACGCGUGCAGCAUGUGCCGUAAUGCAGCAGGAAGUGGUGAUGGUGAACGGCACGUUCCGAGUGCCCGAUACUGGAGUGAACUUCAGCCUGGGGGCCCUCUACUCCAGGUUCCACCAGGCUUCUGGGGACAUCCGGUCUAAUGGGGACCAGUACAUUUACGACAUCCAGCUCUCCGGCAUCACCAACAGUACCUCCUCCUCUUGCCUGGGGGCCAACAUCUGUCAGGUGAAGACUAACGGAAACUACCAGAGAAAGAUCGGCAUGUCACGCAAAGCAAAGUACUACAUCAAAGACGGCAAUUUGGAUGUCCUCAUCCCAUCCGAGUCAAAGUGUGGCCGGGACCAGGCGAACGGGACGGUCUCCUCCAUCAUCCUGUUCCACUGCAGCCCGUUGGCAGGGGAGGGUAUCCCAGAAUUCCUCCUGGAAUCGGACGGCUGCCAGUACAUCUUUGUCUGGCACACCUCCUCCGUGUGUGGGCUCUCGGGUGAAAUCGAUAACAGGCAUCAGACUGACGAUGGAGGGGAGGAGCAAGGCGGUUUGUCAGGACGCAGUCGGGCUGUGGGGGCGGUCCUGAGUGUGCUUUUGGUGGUCCUGACCGCCUGCCUGGUCAUUCUGCUCCUGCACAAGCGUGAGAGAAGGGAGCUGGUGAUUCAGAAAGUCACUGGAUGCUGCAGAAGAGGAAACAAUGUCUCGUAUAAGUACUCCAAGGUGAACAUGGAGGAGGAGGGCGGCAAGGAGGAGAUGGAGUGGCUGAUGGAGGAGAUGGAGCCGCCCGACUCCGCGUCCUCCUCGCGCUUCAGGAGGAAGGAGGCGCAGGAGAACGGACACAUAACCACCAAGCCCGUGAGCGCGGCGGUCCUGAGCUCCUUCCCGCUGGACGAGCAGGACAGCGAGGACGAGGUGCUGUCCGUGCCCGGCGUGCGCGUUCAGACCGCCCGGCCCGGCCCUCAACGCCCCCGCGGGGCCCUGCUGGAAGAGGAGAGCGACGAGGACCUGGUGGGGCUCCUGGAGGAGGGAGCCAGGCGGGGCCGGCCCAAGGGCAAGGCCCGGGCCCACAGGAAACGGCCUGAGCCCUCCAACAGGGCCUUCCACGACGACAGCGACGAGGACCUACUGAGGGUGUGAGGGCUCCUGGGGGCCCGCCCCAAAUACCCCCCCCCCCCCGUGACUGAAUGCCUCCCCAGUGAUGCGCAACCGCUUCAAUUCUUUAAAAAGGGAAAUAAAACUGUCUAUUUGUUGUUUACAGUUUUAAAGAACGGAUUUGUUUUUGUCGCCCAAAAAGAUCUUCUUUUUUUUUUUUAUAUUCACUCCAUUUAUGUGUCAAAAAAUAUUUAUGCAUAUUGAUUUUUUUCUUUUUUUUUAUUCCCUUCCCCUUCAAAAACAAAAGGAAAUCUUAAUCUAUUUUGAGGGGUUUUUCCACCAAGGUACUUUCCCAGGAUGCUUCUCUUUUGGUUCAAGGGCCCUUAAUCUGCACUUUUGUUACAAAUAACACCAUAAAGGGCCUCUAGGUUGAAGAAAAUAAACAUUUCUAGGGCUGAUGGGCUGAAAAGCAUGAUAUAUACAGCAUGAGUCCCUUGAGAUAGUCACAGUAUCCCAAGAGUUGUUUUGGGUCCCUGAAUCAACUUCAUUAUACCACAAAGUAUACAUUAUAUAUAUUAUAUAUAUAUAUAUAUAUAUAUAUAUAUAAAAUGACGUGUAUAUAUAUUGUUAUUUGGACCAUGUGUUUUCAGCGACUGAGUUUCAGAGCCUGUGAGUAAGGCUUUCAGCAUUAGGGUGGGGAUACUUCCUCAUGAAAUAGUCUGCAAGUGUGACUGUAAACAUCUUUUUGCGGCAAAUGAAUAAUCUCAAUUUGAAAUCAUUUGAUUACUAGGCAUCUUAACUGCACACUGGCGUGUGCUUGUGGCUAUUAAUGCGUGCUCAGUUUUAUUCAGAAGUAUUCAUAAUAAUCUCGAUAAAACCGCGUUCACCAGUGGCAGAAGAUAAGGUAAAAGGAGCAAUGAAUUGGGAAAUACAGUGCUUGCUGAAGUAUUCAAAACCAAGCAGAGGAAUGUUUAGAAUUGGUAGAAAAGUUAGUUUGUUCCCGCCUUUAGAAGUCGGUCCUCUCUCAUUGGUCACCUGUUUUUGGACAUCCUCAAAAUGUAGGCACUUGAUGAUUAUACAGGGUAAAAAUAUUAAUCAAAAGUGUUUUCACAAAGAGCUGUGUUGCUUAUUGCAAAAGGUAAAAAAUAACAGUGCACUGUUCACAUUAGGUUUUCCGCUAUGGAUGUGAAAAUAUCAAGAUAAAUUACACCCACCCACUUUGUUCAAGAAAACACUUUUGGAUCACACGGAUUAUUCCAUUAUCAAUAUUUUCAGGUCGCUCAUUAUGAAAUUAAUGACUGCUUAAACGCAACAAGUUACCUUGUUGUGUGUUGAAAGUACAGUGUCCUGGAUUACAUAAAAUUAUACUUAAUUCCAGGCUACAAAACUUGGUUGGUAUUCUCUUUUAUUGCUUUAGCCUACCACAAACAGCUGGUGCAGUUGUUUGGUAUUCCACCGUAUGCUGCAAAUGCUUUCAGUGUUGCUGCUGUUGCCACAAAGACCAGCUCUAGUAUUCCUCAGAAGAGGGAAGGUUUUCUGUGGCGAUUAGAGCUCCCAAUUUUGCCAAAACAAGCCAGUGAAGUCCUUGGAAACGGACAGUUACCUGCGUAAAUGUUCUGUGCUCUUAAAGCUGGUCAAAGAGGUGUUUUUACACUUGAGUUCUACUCACUGGCAUUGCAGGUCUAUCCCGAGGCUUUAAGUGCUCAUAACAAUCGCUGUUUAAGGAUUUCCUGGCAAAUGUGUUUGUUUUUUAUGUUUGUAAUGUAAAUAAACAUGUUUGCACAAGUAAAAUAUAUUGGUGAGAGGCGGCACGUGAGGAUAGCCUAGUAUAGCGGUUUUGACACUGCACAUUACAUAACAGGAUAAUACACCUUGUUCCUUGCCCUACACAAAGUUGUACUGUGUGACCCCUGCAAGUGUCACGUUAUGGCCUUUUCCGGGAAAUGAUGCCUGCUGUUAAAAUGUGUCGAGAGGUUAUUUAUUCAUGUCACCUUGUCACAACGGCAGCUUUCUCCAGAGUUGAGCUUUGAGUACCAUCCCUCAGUUCGGCCGUUUUGGAAUGUAGCACUUCCCACUGAGAAAUCGGCCCGUACACUUCAGCAUUUCAGACUGUGCCAUCACCGGGGAGAGAGACCACAUCGCUGCGAUGAUUAUUAGUUGAUUAGAUUGAUUAUAGCAGCUGGCACACACAUUUUAUUUCCUUGCGGGAAGCGCCUCAUCUGGAGGAGGCACCCUUCUGCCCCCCCCUCCGGAGUAGUUGUUGACCGAACUCCUGCCACUGGCCUCUGUCUACCCCUGCUGUGUGUGCCUAAGUGCUUUGGUUUGGCACAGCCUACUUGGUACUGAGAAUGAGCUCCGUAACCCCCCUUUAGUUGUAUUUUUCUUUACUGAUUUGGGGGUUCUGGAUGUUAACUUAAUUAUUUUUGUUUAUUUUAUUUUAUUUUUCUUUUCAAAUGAACAUUACUGCUUUUUCUAUUUAAAAUAUUGAUGUUAAGAUAAUGUAUUGCAUUGUUUAAAUAAAUAAAAAUAUCAGGCUUGCCACA